This is a messenger RNA of Neocloeon triangulifer, 2397 nucleotides long. RefSeq names its product methyl farnesoate epoxidase-like. Gene Ontology annotation, biological process: xenobiotic metabolic process. The coding region runs from base 911 to 2365 and encodes 484 amino acids. Gene Ontology annotation, molecular function: heme binding; oxidoreductase activity, acting on paired donors, with incorporation or reduction of molecular oxygen, reduced flavin or flavoprotein as one donor, and incorporation of one atom of oxygen; iron ion binding. The record is from RefSeq and is a predicted model, not a curated record. NCBI's taxonomy places the organism in Eukaryota, Metazoa, Arthropoda, Insecta, Ephemeroptera, Baetidae. The transcript has 7 exons. Gene Ontology annotation, cellular component: intracellular membrane-bounded organelle; cytoplasm.
UUUAUACACCUGCUGCACAGCAAUAAAAAAAUUUGCGAAAUUUUUUACGUAAUAAGGGCCAGAAUCAAAUUUAAUCUUGAUAUUGAUUAUCAACUUAUUAUUGCACAAUCAAAGUUGUUCAAAUUUCUCUUGACAUACAAUUUUCCAUAUACCUGCGGUUAUAUAAGUUUUUUACGUCUGCUUUCAAUUAAAUUAGCUAGAAUGACUUAGACAAACAAAUAUUAUUUAGACAACUGCAUUAUUAUUAUUAUUUUUCAUGCUCUAGGAGGGAGUAAACUUGUCUUGUCUUUUACUCAAAUAAAAAAGUAGCAACUCAAACAUUUUUGGAGCAAGCUGCUAGUUAAAAAACGUUACACAAUAUGCCCUGUGGCAUUUAUAUAUGAUAAUUAAAAUUUAAGUAUUAAUUUGAAAAGAAUACGUAACUUAUUUUAUAUUUUAUAACACUCUAAAUUAUAGUUUUGUUUUUAGAUAAAUGUACAUAAACAUAAAAGAAAAUCAACAAUUUUUAACAAAAAUAUGUCCUAAAUUAAACUUCUUGUUAAAUUUUUGCUGUGCCAUCAUAAUUUUUUGAUUAAUAUAUAUGUUUUUAAAAUGCAGAGGUCAUAAUGAUUUUGACUAUUUGACCUGUAUUUGUGCAUUCUUGCGCUACACAAAAGAUUCUGGCUGGCAACAUUGAAGGCACAAAGGCGCUGGAGAUUUGUGAAUUAAUUAUUUGUCCGACCCAGAUUAUGGUGCGCAACUCUGCGCCUCUUUCCGUAAAAUAUUCCCACUCCUCUCGGCUUUGCUCCAAGCUCGCCCGCUAUAUAUUCUCGCCAACUUAGACAUCAAGUGGCCUUCACGAAAGAACGUUUUCUUAGCAAGCUGCUGGGUUCAUCUCAGUUAAAAUUUGCCUGUUCGAGAAAAAACCAAGAUGUUAUUGGAAAUUUUGCUUUUGAUCUUGGUCUCUUUACUGGCCAAAUUUUACUUCUCAACCAGACCUGAGAAUUUUCCUCCAGGUCUGACAAAGCAGUCCAUUCUGGGUGGGUUGACAAUGUUGGUCAAAGGACGCCCGUUUCAGGAGGUUCUGUUCUUUUUGUCAAAAAUACAAGGGCCGCUAGUAGGCUUUAAGUUGGGCGGAAAAUGGUGCGUGGCUGUCAACGGGUAUGAGGCUGUGAAAGAGGUGCUCUCAAGAGAAGACUGCAGUUUCCGUCCCGUUAAUGUUAUCCUUACAAUGCGGUCGUUUGAUAAGCGCUUGGGAAUUCUUUUUGCUGAUGGCAAUUUGUGGAAAACGCACCGCCGUUUCGCAAUCCGCCACCUGCGCGACUUUGGCUUUGGGAAAAGCAGCACCGAGCGGAUGAUCCGCGAUGAGGCAGAGGCUUUGGCUGAUGCGAUGCGAACAAGAAGUAACCGCCCUGAAGGCGUCCACGUGCACGACCUUCUGCCCAUAUCGGUCAUCAACGUCCUCUGGGCGAUGAUGGCCGGACAGAGACAUGAUCAUGAGGACGAAGAGUUCAAAGAAUUGUUGGAGAACAUCACCGAGUUCACGCGCCAGGGCCAUCCGAUUAUGAUGAUCUUCACGUGGCUGCGCUUUGUACCGUUGGUCAACACGUCCUUCAAGAAACUGAUGAAAUCUGCCUACAUCCUCCAAUCGUAUAUUAAGGAUGUGGCUGAGCAGCACGCAGCAACCUACGAGGAAGGCGUCGUCCGUGACUUCAUGGACGUUUUUCUCGGUGAGGUCAAGAAAGGCGAGGACCCGACCUUCGACAUGGAGCAACUGAUCGUGGUGUGCAUGGAUCUGUUCCUCGGCGGCACCGACACCACCUCCAACGCUCUGGGGUUCGCCCUGCUCUACCUGGCCUGCUUCCCUAGAAUUCAGGAAAAACUGCGCCAGGAGAUGCACAGCAUUUCGCCUGGCAUGGAACCGGCCCUCAAAGAUGCUCAAAAGUUCAAUUACUACCACGCGUUCGUUCAAGAGACACUUCGCCACUCGAGCAUGGUGCCAAUGACUCCACCGCACACAACCGACAAUGACAUUACGCUCAGCUCAGGCUAUAAUUUGCCCAAGGGUACAAGCCUCUUAAUUAACUUGUACAGCCUGCAAAUGGAUAAAAGCCACUGGAUAGACCCUGAAAACUUCCGUCCUGAACGCUUCCUUGAUGAAACUGGCAAAUACUUGAAGGACCCCUUUGCGAUGCCUUUUGGUCAUGGGCCAAGACUUUGCCUUGGAGAGCCCCUAGCCAGAGACACAAUGUUUAUUUUCCUCACCACCAUACUAUUCAAGUUCAAGUUUUCACUGCCAACAGCAGAGCCGCAACCGAGUUUAGAGCCUCUCGAAGGGCUUGUCCAGAGCCCUCGACCAUACAAACUGUUGAUCGAGGAAAUUUAAAAAUGUGAUAUAUAGUUUUAAAUAAAUAAUUA